Moesziomyces antarcticus is the source of this 1146-nucleotide messenger RNA. Its product is annotated as syntaxin-like protein. The transcript has a single exon. Gene Ontology annotation, biological process: vesicle fusion; exocytosis; intracellular protein transport. The annotation marks the transcript as partial. Gene Ontology annotation, molecular function: SNAP receptor activity; SNARE binding. The record is from RefSeq and is a predicted model, not a curated record. NCBI's taxonomy places the organism in Eukaryota, Fungi, Basidiomycota, Ustilaginomycetes, Ustilaginales, Ustilaginaceae. Gene Ontology annotation, cellular component: endomembrane system; plasma membrane; SNARE complex.
CAGGGCGCCUACGACCAGCAGGCCUACACCAACGGCCAGCCACAGGCCUACGCUCAGCCCCAGCAGGGAUAUGCACCACCUCAGCAGGGCUAUGCUCCGCCCCAGCAGACCGGAUACGGACAGAUGCCCCAGGCGCAGCCAACAGGCUACGCCGCCCCUGCUGCUGCCGGAGCCAACUCGUACGAGAUGCAGAACGUCGUGACCGAGAAGCCCGCGGGCGACAUGAACGCCUUCUUCGGCGACAUCUCCGAGAUCCAGGACACCAUCCGCCAGAUCGACGACAAUGUCAACAAGAUCUCGGACCUCCACUCGCGCUCGCUCAACAACAUGGACGAGGCCUCGGCGCAGUAUGCGGAGCAGCAGCUCGCCUCGAUCCAGCAGGAGACGUCUUCGCUGACCAACGGCGUCAAGAACCGCAUCAAGCUGCUCGAGAGCCAGAACAAGCGCGUGCCCGCGGGCGGCGACAAGAACGUGCGCAACACGCAGGUGGGUGCGGUCAAGAACCGCUUCAAGGAGUCGAUCCAGCGGUAUCAGCAGGUGGAGCAGAGCUACCGUCAAAAGUACCGCGCACGCGCAGAGCGUCAGUUCCGCAUCGUCAAGCCCGACGCGUCGCAGCAGGAGAUCAAGGCGGCGCUCGACGACGACCAGGGCGGCGCCAUCUUUUCGCAGGCGCUGCUCAACUCGAACCGGCACGGUGAGGCGCGCGGCGCGCUGCGCGAGGUCCAGGAGCGUCACGAGGACAUCAAACGCAUCGAACGCACCAUCACCGAGCUCGCACAGCUCUUCAACGAGAUGUCCAUCCUGGUGGAUGAACAGGACGAUGCACUGAAUGUGAUCCAGGAACAGGGCGCACAGGUCGAGACGGAUAUGCAGCAGGGACUGCAGCAUACCAACAAGGCGGUCGACUCGGCGAGGAAGGCGAGGAAGAAGCGCUGGAUCUGCUUCUGGAUCAUCAUCGUGCUCAUCAUUGUUAUCGCCGCUGUCGUCGCUGCGGUCGUCUGCACGCAGGGCACCAACUGCGGUCGAGGUGGGAACAACAACAACAACAGAAGAUCGCUCGUCGAACGCAGCGUACACUAUGUCCACGGCGUGGUUAUCAACAAGGAGAGGUCCGAGGCCUUCCUCUUGCCGGAUCUGGGCAUGUAG